CCAUGGGAUUCUAUUUCAAUAUAUAGCUUAAACUAGUGCCAUGUUUCUUGUCAAGCAGUACAACACGAAACAACGGGGGGAACGCGGAAGAAACAGUAUGAAAAAGUUCAUCAGCUGGGGAGCAGCUCUUCUAAUUGUGCUCAUUCUCCUUGUGGCAGACUGUCCAGAGGCCGAGGCGCAAGUUUGCAGGUCCAGCGGCAAAAUUAGGGGCAAAAAGCCUCCUCCCGGAGAGUGCAACAAGGACAACGACUCUGACUGUUGUGUGGAAGGAAAGCUCUACACGACUUACAAAUGUUCGCCUAAAGUGUCUGAUAGUACCAAGGCCGUUCUUACUCUCAACGGUUUCCAGAAGGGACAAGAUGGCGGUUCCCCAUCUGAAUGCGAUAACCAAUACCACUCUGAUGAUACACCAGUCGUUGCAUUGUCAACCGGGUGGUACAACAGAGGGAGCAGGUGCCUCCAAAACAUCACCAUAACUGCCAAAGGCCGGAGUGUGAAUGCUAUGGUUGUCGAUGAGUGUGACUCCACCAUGGGAUGCGAUGACGAUCAUGAUUAUCAGCCCCCAUGCAAUAACAACAUUGUCGAUGCCUCAAGAGCCGUGUGGGAAGCAUUGCGCAUACCUCACGACAAGUGGGGCGGGUUGGACAUUACCUGGUCUGAUGUUUAGCUUUCCAAGCUCCUAUUUCAUAUCUUCUGCAUCUUCAUCCUGAUACGAAGUUCUAAACUCAUGGUUGUGUGAAGACCAAAACUGUGUGUAAUUAAUGUAUGUAAUAUAUCCACUAGGAUAUCUUGUAUCAAACCUGUUGAACCUUUCUAGAGAUCCGCCUAAUUUGUCUUCCAUACAUCUAAAUACAACAAAUUUCAU
This is a messenger RNA of Diospyros lotus (date-plum), 865 nucleotides long. RefSeq names its product kiwellin-1-like. The transcript has a single exon. The coding region runs from base 41 to 667 and encodes 208 amino acids. NCBI's taxonomy places the organism in Eukaryota, Viridiplantae, Streptophyta, Magnoliopsida, Ericales, Ebenaceae. The record is from RefSeq and is a predicted model, not a curated record.